UUAAACUAUUGGUUACUGUAUGUAUUUUACAUUUUAUUGCAUUCGGUCUUAAUAGGCUAAUUCUAAUAAACAAUACUGUACAUGUAAAUCUUACAUUUAAUUUAAUUACAAAAGAAGAAGAGAAAAUCGCUCGCUUCUGUUACAGACUGUAACUUCGUAAAAAAACCCAAUACAUAUUUACAUAUAGAUUAAUUUUAUUUAUUUACUUGAGCUGUGCUGUUUAAUUUAAGGGUUAUCAUGAUUUUCUGAAUAACUUUUACGAAAGUGACUGCAGUUUAUAUUAGAUAUUUUGUUUCAUAAAAAAUGUAAAUCAAAUGUGAGAAAUAGAAAAGUUUAAAAUUUAGGCUUAAAUUAUGUUAUGCAUUUUUGAUAUAUGCUACACAUCGUUUUCUUUCAUGGACUAUGGACCCCCUAAAGUAACCUUGGCCACCCCCCGGCCAUCCUACGUAUAAAAUUCUAGUUCAGCCACUUCCUGACAUCAAUUCUUUACCAUCAUCAGCAUCAUAAUCAUCACCAUGGGACGCUACAGCGGAAAAACUUGUCGCCUGAUUUUUAUGCUCGUUAUCGACGUGAUCUUAUUCGUGGCAGAGAUUGUGGCGGGAUACGUGGGCAACUCCAUCGCGCUGGUAUCGGACUCAUUUAACGUUCUGUCGGAAAUUCUGUCACUGUGCGUCGGGCUGACGGCGGCGCGGGUGGCGCGUCGCGCAGGCUCUGGCCGCUGCACGUACGGGCUCGGGCGAGCAGAAGCAGUCGGCGCGUUGGCAAACGUCAUUUUCUUGGCCGCGCUCUGCUUUUACAUCUCUAUGGAGGCACUGGAGAGGCUCGCGCGCCCUGAGGCCAUCGAUGACCCGUUGCUGGUGCUGAUCGUGGGUUCGUUGGGUCUUGCGGUGAAUCUGUUGGGUCUGGUGAUCUUUCAGGACUGCCGCUGGCUAUGCGCAGGGCGAGAGAAAGACGCGCCAGACGAGAAAAGCCGGGAGGCAAACGAAGAAGGCAGCCUGGCUGACCAAACCGCUUCUAAUGAUGAGGAGCAGUCUGGGAAUGAUGGACAUCCUCUUAACAUAAGAGGUGUCCUGCUUCAUGUGUUAAACGAUGCCCUGGGGUCAGUCGUGGUGGUUGUGUCUUCAGCUUUGUUUUAUGUGUGGCCCCUGGGGCCCGAUACCUCGUGUAACUGGCAGUGUUAUGUGGAUCCAGGUCUAACGCUCAUUAUAAGGGCCAUCAUUAUGUCAUCAGCCACUCCACUGGUUAAAGAAACCACAGGAAUACUGCUUCAGAUGUGCCCAGCCGACCUGCCUCUGACCGCUGUCUUGCAGAACAUUUGCAAACUCACUAGAGUUGUGAGUAUUCAUGAUGUCCAUGUGUGGGAGUUAACCAAAGGACGUAAUGUGGCUACCCUGCAUGUCAAAGUCUCUACUGACCACCACGAUUCGUCCUGGAGAACAAACAGACUAUUGAGACUUCACACAGAGAUUCUCGAAAUCUUCCAUCGUGCUGGAGUUCACAGUGUGACUGUUCAGUUUGAGCCCAUUGAAGUAGAGCAGGACAGAGGGCAUUGCAACGCCCCCUGUCUGUCCCCAGCCUGCACAAAACUUUCCUGCUGUCCUGCCGCAGUUUCCUCUGUGCCUGUUUUUCACGGAAGACUGUCCGCACCCUCUGGGGAUGUAGCUGUCAACAUGGUAGACGGUAGCAAUUCCUUGUUGAAAGAGAGCAAACAUAUACCAGUCACCUGCUCUAAGAGCACAAAAUUUUAGCCCUAAAGUUUUAUUUCUUCAUAACCGUUACACUGGAAUCUUAUUUUUUUUCUCAUUAAUGAAUCCUGAUUGGUUGUUCAUAGAACAAAAGAAAUUAAAUUUUGUAUUUAUUAACUUAGACACUUUGUCUGAUGUACUUCGGACUUGAAAUCUCAAGGAUGACUCUCACUACUCUUUAACCUCCUGAGAUUACUGACUCUAGGUCAUUUCUGUUAGCUAGUACUUUACAACAAAGGCUAAUGUAUUGAAUGUAAUUUAAAAUUCAAAAAGAUGCAAAAUCUGUCAACAGAUUGUCUGAGCCAUAAAGCCAUAUUGUAAAUAUUGAAUUAUGAUUUGCUUCUUUAAAAUGUCUUUUAUUAUGGUUAUAAAAUACCUUUUUUUAAACUGUGAAAAGAAUAUUGCAUAUUGAAAUUGUAAAUUUUUUAAAUAGAAAUUCUUUUUUAAGAUGUAAAAUAAAUAUUUUGUGUCCCCAGAGUAUGUAUGUGAAGUUUUAGCUAAAAAUACCUCACAGAUAAAUUAUUAUAACAUGUUAAAAUUGCCACUAGGUUACGUUUUUGUGUGUGUUCUUUAAAAUGCACAUGAUCUGAUAAAAUGCAAACACUGAUCGCUAUAAUGUUUUUUUAUUAAAACUCAA
This is a messenger RNA of Misgurnus anguillicaudatus (oriental weatherfish), 2382 nucleotides long. RefSeq names its product calcium/manganese antiporter SLC30A10-like. The record is from RefSeq and is a predicted model, not a curated record. Gene Ontology annotation, biological process: detoxification of zinc ion; manganese ion transport; zinc ion transmembrane transport. NCBI's taxonomy places the organism in Eukaryota, Metazoa, Chordata, Actinopteri, Cypriniformes, Cobitidae. Gene Ontology annotation, cellular component: membrane. Gene Ontology annotation, molecular function: zinc ion transmembrane transporter activity.